This is a messenger RNA of Trichoderma virens Gv29-8, 753 nucleotides long. RefSeq lists its product as uncharacterized. Gene Ontology annotation, molecular function: protein binding. Gene Ontology annotation, cellular component: cytoplasm. The transcript is spliced from 3 exons. The record is from RefSeq and is a predicted model, not a curated record. Lineage: Eukaryota; Fungi; Ascomycota; Sordariomycetes; Hypocreales; Hypocreaceae. The annotation marks the transcript as partial.
CAUUGUCACUGCGAAUAUCCUCAUCUUUGGACGCACAGACAAGUUGCCAGAUCCGACACCAUGAACUUUACGCGCAAAAUCGACCGCGCCAUGCAGUGGGCUGGCGAGAAGAUGGGCGCCGAGGCAAAGGCGACUCACACCGAAGAGUUCAAAGAACUCGAGUCUGAAAUGGACAUCAGACAUGAAGGCAUGGAGCGCCUCCUCAAGUCCAUGAACAUCUACACCAGGUGGCUGUCGCGCCAUUGCGACGCCCUCGAGGACAGAAGCCGCAGCAUGCCGCUCGCUCACCUUGGCCGUACCAUGUCUGCUCAUGCGGCAGAAUUGCCGGAUACCGAGUACAGUCGCCGUCUCGCAUCCAUGGGAAAUGCCAACGAGCAGCUCGCCGAGCUUCAGACCACAUAUCUGGACUGUGCCAAUGCCACCUGGCAGACGCAUGUCGAGCAGAACCUGAGCAUGAUGAAGGAAUAUCAGACUGCUCGCAAGAAGCUCGAAAGCCGCCGACUCGCCUACGAUGCCACAAUGGGCAAGAUGCAAAAGGCCAAGAAGGAUGACAUUCGCCUUGAAGAAGAGCUGCGCGUCAACAAAACCAAGUUUGACGAUAGCACCGAAGACGUUUUCCAGCGCAUGCAGGACAUCAGAGAGGCGGAGCAAGACACGAUUAGUGCUCUGACGUCGUUUCUCGAUGCCGAACUGGAAUAUCAUGAGCGAGCUGCCAAUGAGCUGCGCCGAAUUCGAAAGUCCUGGGCAGCGGGC